GGAUAAAAAAUGGAUUCUAAAAAUAUGAACCACAAUAAGAAAAAAUGAAAAACAAGUCUACGUAGGCAUGAAAAAAAUGAGAAAAAAUGGCUAUUGGGGAUGCCGGCACCACGAUAAUACUACUCCGUCUUAAUAAUUCAAAUUUGGGGUUAAAGAAGGAAAAGAAAGAAAAGUUAAAAGCAAUCGAAACACAUGGUACGUGACUUUGAAUAUAAAGAGAGAGAGUGAGUUGAUCGAGUCAACGGCAAGAUGACAACGAUCAUGAUUCUUCUUCUUCUUCUUCUCUUUGCUUUCUCUACUGUUUUCGCUCCUCUCCCCAAUUCCCCUAAACAUCAAGUGGUUGUUAAUGCUCCUAAAUUUGGAAUUGAAAAUGAUAUGUUCUGGAAAGAUGGACAGCCGUUUCGAAUCAUCGGUGGGGACUUGCAUUAUUUCCGUACUCUUCCUGAGUAUUGGGAAGAUAGGCUAUUAAGAGCCAAGGCUUUGGGUUUGAAUGCCGUUCAAACUUAUGUUCCAUGGAAUCUGCAUGAACCAAAAGAGGGUCAACUGGAAUUCCAUGGUAUUGCUGAUAUAGUUUCAUUUCUUGAGCUAUGUCACAAGUUAGAUCUCUUGGUCAUGCUACGCCCUGGGCCUUACAUAUGUGCAGAAUGGGAUUUUGGUGGUUUCCCUGCUUGGUUACUUACUAAAGAACCGGCCAUCACGCUAAGAUCAUCUGACCCAAGAUACCUUGCUUUGGUUGAUAGCUGGUGGGGAGUCCUACUUCCUAAAAUAGCUCAUCUUCUUUACCACAAAGGAGGACCUAUAAUUAUGGUUCAGAUCGAGAAUGAAUUUGGUUCGUAUGGAGAUGACAAGGAUUAUUUGCAUCAUCUAAUCAACUUAGCUCGGUCAUAUCUCGGGGAUGAUAUAAUUUUGUAUACCACAGAUGGAGGCACUAGAGAUACUCUCACUAAAGGAACGAUACGAGGGGAUACUGUAUUUUCAGCUGUUGACUUUUCAACCGGAGAGGAUCCUUGGCCUAUAUUUAAGAUGCAAAAGGCAUUUAAUGCACCAGGAAAAUCGCCACCCCUUUCUGCAGAAUUUUACACCGGUUGGCUUACGCACUGGGGAGAGAGUAUUGCUAAAACAGAUGCAGCUUCUACAGCAUCUGCACUGGAAAAUAUUUUGUCGAGAAAUGGCUCUGCUGUUCUUUAUAUGGUUCAUGGCGGAACCAAUUUUGGAUUUUACAACGGUGCAAAUGCUGCUCAGGAAUCUGAUUACGAUGCUGAUCUUACAUCCUAUGAUUAUGAUGCUCCUAUUAGCGAGUCUGGUGAUGUGGAUGGGGCAAAAUUCAAAGCCUUGCGGGGGGUUAUAGCCAAGUACAGUGCAACUUCUCUCCCUCCAGUUCCUUUAAAUAAUAAGAAAACAGGAUACGGCCGUAUUCAAUUAGAAAAAACAUCAUCAUUAUUUAAUACACUGGACUUGUCAACCAAAGCUAUUGAAUCUGAGAACCCAAUUUCAAUGGAGGCUGCCGGCCAGAUGUUUGGAUUUUUAUUAUAUGUUUCUGAGUACACUACUAAGGGAAAAAGGAGCACUUUGUCUAUACCAAAGGUGCAUGACAGAGCCCAAGUGUAUGUUACAUGCCUUUCUGAAGAUAAGAGAGAAAAAGCACAAUAUGUUGGCACAAUUAAUAGAUGGUCAAAUACGCAUGUCAACCUCCCCAAUGCUGAAUGCUCUUCCACUACCAGAUUGUUAAUUCUGGUUGAAAACAUGGGUCGUAUUAAUUAUGGACCGUAUUUGUUUGAUAGCAAGGGAAUAUUGUCUGCUGUUUACUUAGAUGGGAAACCUCUGCUCAAGUGGAAAAUGAUUCCAAUUCCUCUCAGCAAUCUAAAUGAAAACAAUCUUUCUUUCAACAAUUCGGUUUCUAAACUUAUUGGAAUUUCUGCCCGUAAAAGCAGCCCUGGGGUGAGUUUAAAAGAACCAGCUUUCUACAGUGGAAACUUUGUUGUUGACAAAGUGACGGACACCUACAUGUCCUUCAAUGGUUGGGGUAAAGGGGUAGCAUUUGUUAAUAACUUCAAUAUCGGGAGAUUCUGGCCGUCUUUUGGAGCCCAGUGUAACCUCUAUGUCCCUGCUCCAGUUCUCCAACGUGGAAAUAACGUCUUGGUGAUACUUGAGUUAGAGAGUCCCGAACCUGAGUUGAUGGUGAAUUCAGUUGACCGGUCAGACUUCACAUGCGACUCAAACCAUUUAAAGGUACGAGAGCUUUAACAUGGUUUGUGUGCAACCUCAAAACAUAACUAUGUUAAUGUAUCUUAUCCUUAUUGUAAAUCUUUGACUCUUGCGUGUUUAUGUGUUUUAAAUUUUUAAUUAACUAGCAAAUACUUCAUAAUCAUACAGAUAUUGUAAUAUUAAAUUAACAUUUUAGUCCUAAUUGGAGGUCAUGAUUUCUAUUUC
Messenger RNA from Helianthus annuus (common sunflower), 2430 nucleotides. Its product is annotated as beta-galactosidase 17. The record is from RefSeq and is a predicted model, not a curated record. Bases 250 to 2244 code for a protein of 664 amino acids. The transcript has 19 exons. Gene Ontology annotation, biological process: carbohydrate metabolic process. Gene Ontology annotation, molecular function: beta-galactosidase activity. Gene Ontology annotation, cellular component: vacuole. NCBI's taxonomy places the organism in Eukaryota, Viridiplantae, Streptophyta, Magnoliopsida, Asterales, Asteraceae.